This is a messenger RNA of Salarias fasciatus (jewelled blenny), 1510 nucleotides long. It is a transcript of the gene cxcr5, whose product is annotated as chemokine (C-X-C motif) receptor 5. Lineage: Eukaryota; Metazoa; Chordata; Actinopteri; Blenniiformes; Blenniidae. The record is from RefSeq and is a predicted model, not a curated record. Gene Ontology annotation, cellular component: membrane; external side of plasma membrane. Gene Ontology annotation, molecular function: C-C chemokine binding; C-C chemokine receptor activity. Bases 21 to 1127 code for a protein of 368 amino acids. The transcript is spliced from 2 exons. Gene Ontology annotation, biological process: cell chemotaxis; positive regulation of cytosolic calcium ion concentration; immune response.
UGAGACAAGAUUUACAAAGCAUGGAUGGACUGAAGACCUUCACCGUCUUUGAGGAGGCAGAAGAGGAGGACUACUGGAGUGGCUUUGAUGACUAUAACCACACGUACCUUGAGGAGAGCGAUACACACUGUCAGGCAGGGCUGGGCCUGCAGACCUUCUACAAGGUGUUCAAGCCCGUGCUCUACAGCCUGAUCUUCGUGAUGGGUGUGGCGGGGAACGGUCUGAUGAUCACGGUUCUCCUGACACGCCGACGCCAGCUGCGGAUCACAGAGAUCUAUCUGCUGCACCUGGCCCUGGCCGACCUCCUGCUCCUCUUCACUCUGCCCUUCGACGUGGUGGGCAGUGUCGCCGGCUGGCUGUUUGGAGAGUUCCUCUGCAAGCUCAUGGGCCUGUUGGAAAACCUCAACAUUCUGUGCGGGAGUUUCCUCAUGGCCUGCAUUGGAUUCGACCGCUAUUUAGCCAUCGUCCAUGCGAUCCCGAGCAUGCAAAGUCGCCGUCCGGGAGUGGUGCACGCAACGUGCAUCGUGCUGUGGCUCACCUGUUUGGGUUUAUCAGUGCCAAAUGCCGUCUUUCUCUCUCUGGCAGAGGACAGCAACUCAUCUACAACCGAUUGCUUUUAUUACAGUUACGGUCUGCAUGCACACAACUGGGUUUUGACCAGGAGAGUGUUGCACCAUGUGUGCUUUUUCCUGCCUCUGGCUGUUAUGAGCUACUGCUACACGGCACUGGCAUUCACUCUGUGCAAAAGUCAGAAGAGCCAAACAAAGAAAGGCGCCAUCCGGGUGGCUUUACUUGUGACUGUUGUGUUCUGCGUCUGUUGGCUGCCAUACAACAUCACCCUGAUGGUGGCCACUCUGGCGGACCUGGACGUCAUCACGUACGAGAGCUGCGAGUCGUUCCUCUGGUUGCAGCCAGUCCUGGACGUGACCGAGAGCCUGGGCAUCUCACACUGCUGCCUGAACCCUUUCCUGUAUGCCUUUGUUGGCGUGCGCUUUCGCAAUGAGCUAAUACAGCUGCUUUGUAAACUGGGCUGCAGACGGAUUUGUCUGCCGCUCAUGCGAGCGCAGGGUCACAGUCGAUCGUCUACUUCUGAUGGAGCGACAUCAGUCAGUACCGUGGUCUACUGAUGACCCCGGUGGCGUUUCACUCGCUGUCAUAUAUACUACCAGCUGAUUCUUUAAAUGCAUUUAAAAUGUUUUAUUUACCCAGUCAAUGAAAAAAAAAAAUGUUGGCCAUAAUUUGUUUUUGCUUGCUUUGCAGAUAUUGCUGACAGAAUUAAAUAAAGAUUUCACAUAGUGUACAGCAACCAAGUCCCACUGUCGGGUGUUAUGAAAUAACAGAAAUCAACAACACAAUAACCAAACAUUAGAGGUCCUUAUUAUUCUAUUUUAGACUUCUAUUAAAACACAGUUAUACAGUACAACUGCAAACAAUCACAAAUUGCAUCUUAUGUACAGCAAGUAUAUAUUAUAUUUAUAUAAUUUCUUUGCACAACAGUUUGGUAGUUGGA